AUGUCCCCGUCAGCUACUCAUUCAGUUGAUGCACCUGCAGGCGGUGUUUCAACAAUGGAAGGGAACCCAGAACCACUUUGCGCCAUUGUCACGCCAAUGGGGAUGCUUGGCUAUGGUUUUGACGAGCAGCUCCUGACUAGAACGCUCGACGAGUUAGUCGGAGGAGCACCAUCCUUCAAUGUGGCCGUUAUCAUGGAUUCUGGCUCGACAGAUUCCGGUCCAUCAAAGUUAGCAUUAGGCACUAUGACUUGCCCUGAGGAGUCCUACCGACGAGAUUUGACAAAACUAGUCCGGGCAGUAAUUAACUACAAGGUGCCUGUUCUCAUAUCUUCAGUUGGUGGAGAUGGGAGCAAUGAGCACGUUGAUCUAUUUGUGAAAAUGGUUCAAGAAAUUGCCGCAUCGCUCAACUGCCCUAGAAAACUCAACGUCCUUGCUUUGUAUUCUGAAGUGUCCAAGGAUGUGGUUGAGCAGAAGCUUCUGGCUGGGGACAUAACUGGUUGUGGAGAUGAGGUCCCCCAGCUUACAGUCGAAGAAAUCAACUCCACUCCACGAAUACUGGCCCAGAUGGGCCACGAGCCUAUACUAGAAGCCAUACUAAGUAACCCUGAUUUUGACAUUCUUAUUGCGGGACGGGCUUAUGACCCGGCCAUCUUUGUGGCUUUUUGUGCGAUGAGCCAGGCCGGGCCAUCCCCGCCUCAGGAGUCGCUUAACAACACAUUAUUGGGGGGAUUUUACCACAUGGGCAAGAUCAUGGAGUGUGGUGGCCUUUGCGCAACACCCAAAUCGGCUGGAGCGGUCGCUUUAGUUUAUAAAGACGGCACGUUUGACAUUUCUACCCCGGACCCUGCUGCAAGAUGCGUUCCUCUUAGCGUGGCCGCCCAUACGCUUUACGAGAAGGCCCGACCUGAUAUCUUACAUGGCCCAGGAGGGUAUUUAGACCUAACUCGGACCACGUAUGAACAACUGCCAGAUGAGAUUACGGUGAGGGUUCGCGGAGCGGAUUUCAUACCAUCGACCGCACAAGGUUCUCCGUAUACGGUCAAGUUAGAAGGCGCUCGCGUUAUUGGUUCCCGAAGCAUCUUCUUUGGGUCAUUUAAAGAUCCUAUUCUCAUCGGCCAAAUACACGAAUAUCUCGAGGGUGUCAAGGCACGUUGCGCCUUACAGCAUGUAGGUAUGGAUGGCACUUGGAAACUCGACUUUCAUAUCUAUGGCGCUCCGGAAAAGAGUUCCGAUAGCGCCAAUCCCGUCAACAGGACUCAGAACCUACAAGAAGUUUUCGUUGUAGGGGAGGUACUCGCAGCGUCACCAACACUUGCGAGAAGCUUGGCGUCCACCGCAAGAGUGUAUUGCUCUCAUGCUGCCUACAAGGGGCAGAUGGCAACUUCUGGAAACUUUGCAUUCGGCAUCGGAGGUAAGACGGAACUAGAUGUUGGCGAUUGCUGCGAGUUUUCUAUCUAUCAUCUAAUGAACUUGAUUCAUGGAGAGCAACAUGGACAUGCGAUACAUACCGGAGAAAAGAAGAUUGUUGAGAAAGGUCUUACAGUUCACGGAAUAUUCCCGUGGCAAAGAGUGGAAAUCCCAGCCUCUGUCUCAGGGAACACCAAUUCAACUGGACCGAUAUCCAGAUCAGAGUCAAAUGUGGACACCAUCAGUGCCAAGAAAGAGCGCUUAGUUGACCAGGACAAGAAAACCCUUCCUGCCAAGGACUUCAGCCACGCCAAAGCACUGAAAGACGUGGCAAAGGUCAUCCGGUCCAAGAACGCAGGUCCCUUCCAGAUUACCUUUGACGUUAUCUUUGAUGACCCAGUCCUCUACGAGGUCGUAAAGUCGUCAGGAAUACUACGUCAAGAGGCAGUGGCCCACCUCUUCAGACGAUCGGUGGACGAGGUGGUCUGGUGUGGCUUCUUUGACCAGGCCUUGGCUUUCAAGCUCACUCUCCCCAGGACUAGAAACGGAGAACUGCGGUGUUCCGGGGGGUUUAUGGAAAAUGACGUGCACGGAUCUCAGCAGUACUUGCCUCUGAUGGAGCUUCCGUUAAGUGAGGAACUCAAGAGAACUCUGAAGGCAAUGGGCUGA
Molecule: messenger RNA, 2076 nt
Organism: Trichoderma gamsii
Lineage: Eukaryota; Fungi; Ascomycota; Sordariomycetes; Hypocreales; Hypocreaceae
Exons: 2
Coding region: 1-2076 (691 amino acids)
Source: RefSeq, a predicted model, not a curated record